AUUAGAUAGGAGGCCAUCGCCGCCGCGCCGCGCCGGUCUGUAGAAGUUGAAAGAGGGACGAAUGCGGCGUCUCGCGUCCCGUGCCGUGCCGCGUUCGAAUCUGAAGAUUCAAUUUUCAAACAGUCGCCUCCAGACGAGUCGGCAAACCGACGUAUACGCGUAGACGCUCUCAAUUAUUGUUUAUAAGAUCCUCUAUUUCUACUAUACUAUACAACGACGAAGUUUACACAUAUUCAGCAGAAUUCUUGGCAAUAAAUUAUAAUUGUGUGUUUCUGUUAACUUAAGACUUAUACUUAUUUAAAUAAAAAGAUGCCCAGUGAAAUAAGUGAAAGUGCUUGUGAUUUAUUAUACUGUUGGAAAUGUGGACCUAUGUGAAGAUAUACAGGAAGUCUAAUGAAUCUAAGUAAUAAGGUGAUGGUAGGAGAGACGGCGAAGCUAUGUCUGCUGAUCUCUCUCGCUGUGGGGUCGGCGGUGGGGGAGGCGUGCGAGCGCGGCCGGAGCUGGUGGCACCCCGAGCGGGGAGCCUGUCUGCCCUGCACCAAGUGCGACCCCCGGAGGCUCGCGGUCAAGUACCCCUGCGAGGUCCACCGCGACACCAUCUGCCAGCCGCUCUACGAGGUCCGCAUCUGGCCCUUUAGCGCCCAAAAGGACUCGAACGACUCGUCCAGUGAUUACGAGUACUACGAGUACACGGAUUACAGUGAAGUGAGUGCUAAAAGUAAAGAAGUGGAGUGGGACUUGCAAACUUCGACGUUGACGGUAGCCGUGAGUGGCUGUAUAGUAUUUUUUGUGGUGGUGCUAACGUUGUCGCUGUACCACGCGAAGCAGUGGCGAGUGCUCAAGCAAGCGCUGAAAUCAGAUGUCCGUGAUUUGUCGGCGAAGCUGAAGCUGAUGGAGGCGGGAGUGCCGGCGCCCUCCGCCCCUCCCCCCGCCGACCACAUCUACUGCAACAUACACAUCGCAAAGGACGCUUUACUUGGUAGUAACGCUAAAAAAGGUUUAGGCAAUGUGUACACUCAAGAGAAGCACGGUACGCCGUAACCACCACCGAAUAAUAGUACAAAUUAAACAACCUCGCACCGACACGCAAUGUAUAAAAAUAUUUUUGUAAAAUAAAACUCUAAAAUUUA
This is a messenger RNA of Aricia agestis (brown argus), 1130 nucleotides long. It is a transcript of the gene wgn, whose product is annotated as tumor necrosis factor receptor superfamily member wengen. The coding region runs from base 394 to 1041 and encodes 215 amino acids. The transcript is spliced from 4 exons. Lineage: Eukaryota; Metazoa; Arthropoda; Insecta; Lepidoptera; Lycaenidae. Gene Ontology annotation, molecular function: protein binding. The record is from RefSeq and is a predicted model, not a curated record.